This is a messenger RNA of Ostertagia ostertagi, 198 nucleotides long. NCBI's taxonomy places the organism in Eukaryota, Metazoa, Nematoda, Chromadorea, Rhabditida, Trichostrongylidae. The record is from the annotation of a GenBank genome assembly.
AUGCGGUGUGUUGAGGAGCUUCGGCAAGCCCAAGCGUUGUGGAGCCGUGCGGAUGCAUUUUGGGACUCCCAUUCUGCUCACGGACUACAUGAAUGCACUUCACGAAGCUCUAUCCUCUCGCAAAGUCAUGCCUCAGCUGAGCCGCAUUCCUCAUGUUGUGUCAUACAGGGAGCUUGUACCGUGGCACACAGGACAUAA